Messenger RNA from Suricata suricatta (meerkat), 1095 nucleotides. Its product is annotated as small nuclear ribonucleoprotein-associated protein N-like. Lineage: Eukaryota; Metazoa; Chordata; Mammalia; Carnivora; Herpestidae. The record is from RefSeq and is a predicted model, not a curated record. The coding region runs from base 1 to 876 and encodes 291 amino acids. The transcript is spliced from 5 exons.
AUGGGGAGAAUUCACAGCUUCAGACUCUCAGAAGGACUAGAGGGAGGCGAAGGCUCAUUAGUGCCUUCAUUAAUUGACACCUGUAAUGAGGAAACUUUCCGAGAGGUGAGACCGCUCAGGCCCUGCCUGGCCAGAGCUCCGGAGCGGCCCUCUCUCGAGCGCCCAGGUAACCGGGCCGGACUGGGCCCGAGGCGCCGCGGCGGCCGCGCCACCGCGCACCUUCCCGGGGCGCUAGGCCCAGAGGCGGAGGAGGGGGCCGGCCGGCCGGCGGGGCGGGGAGGCGACGAGGGCGGGCGGCAGCGGGGACGGGGCGGAGAGCAGGAGUAUGGGGGAGGGGGCCGGCGGUCCCCGGAGCGGGCGGGGGAGAGGAGGGGGGCGAGGGGAGCAGCAGAGUCACUUCACCGACCAGACGCCGCGGCCACCGCUGACGCCGCCGCCAUUUUAAUAGAGCGUUCGGGCUGCGCUCGGCUCUUUCCGCCCGAGCGAAGGAGCCGACGAGAAACGCCUCGCGCUCUCAUUCCUCCGCCUCCCUCCCUCGCUUCGCCUCCCGCCUUCCCACCUCUCCCUCUGCACACACGCCGCACGCUCCACACCCCGCCGCGGCCACCUCGCCGCCCUCCCUUUCCUCUUCCGUCUGGCCUCCCCGCCCUCGGUCCACCCCCUCGGCGCGUUCGCCCACCCCGCCCAGCCCGGAUCUCUGUCAGCGGCCGGAAGGGAAAUACGAAGCCAGCGCGGCCGCGGGGGGAGUCCGGUGAAACCACAAACAGGCUAAAAGCUAAAGUUGGUAAUACAAAAAAUAGGAAGAAGAUGCAGGUCUCAGAUGCACCUUUGAGUAGCAGUCUACCCCCCAGAAGGCUGGUGUACCAUCUUCCUUAAGCCACUCUAAGGUUUCCGUUACUUGUAGCCAAACACAUUCCUGAGACAGAUGUGCUUUUGAUAAUUACUUGUAAGUGCCUGUCAACUAUGCUUUUGAGCUCAGAGAACCCAUAACGCCUCUUGAAAGUGAAGACAACUACUACCAUAGAUGUAGAAUGCUUCUGGGUUAUAUUGAAAACCCACUCUGAAGGCUAAGGAAAUUUUUUUUACUGUUUUUUU